Octopus sinensis (East Asian common octopus) is the source of this 2271-nucleotide messenger RNA. Its product is annotated as medium-chain specific acyl-CoA dehydrogenase, mitochondrial. Gene Ontology annotation, molecular function: medium-chain fatty acyl-CoA dehydrogenase activity; flavin adenine dinucleotide binding. Lineage: Eukaryota; Metazoa; Mollusca; Cephalopoda; Octopoda; Octopodidae. The record is from RefSeq and is a predicted model, not a curated record. Gene Ontology annotation, biological process: fatty acid beta-oxidation; medium-chain fatty acid catabolic process. The transcript has 13 exons. Bases 206 to 1453 code for a protein of 415 amino acids. Gene Ontology annotation, cellular component: mitochondrion.
AAAGAUCGCCAAAUAGGCAAAAAUUCGAAAAAAAUUGUUGUUUUUUUGUCUUAAAUGAUUCGAAAGAAUUUAUUUACAGCAAUUACAAGUCGCACUACUACUUCUAUGACAACGAAGGUGUGUCGUGAACUUUGGCCGUAUCUGUUUGUAUAACGUUUGACUCCCGUCGGUGCCUGAUUUAUUUCGAUAAUUCGUCUCUCUUACGAUGGCAGCUAAUAUUAUUACUAAGGUCCUUAGAAGUGGUCGGCGGUGUGGUGUUCAAUGUUUGCGUCCAUAUUCAAAUGCAGGAUUCAGUUUUUCACUUACUGAAGAUCAGAAAGAUAUGCAGCAACUUGCUCGCAAGUUUGCCCGGGAAGAAAUCAUGCCAAUUGCAGCACAUCAUGACAAAACUGGAGAAUAUCCUUGGGAUAUUGUAAAGAAAGUAUUUGAUCUUGGCCUUAUAAAUACACACAUUCCUAAAGAGUAUGGUGGUUUGGGUUUAGGAAUAGCUGAUUCUUGUAUUACAACAGAAGAAUUAGCUUAUGGAUGUACAGGUAUCCAAACUGCAAUUGAAGCAAAUUCCCUUGGGCAAGUACCAGUAAUUUUAGCAGGAAAUGAUGCCCAAAAGAAGAAAUAUCUUGCACGAAUGCUAGAAGAGCCACUAAUGUGUGCUUAUUGUGUGACCGAACCAGGUGCUGGCUCUGAUGUUGCUGGUAUCAAAACGAAAGCUGUGAAGAAGGGCAAUGAAUAUGUGAUCAAUGGUCAGAAAAUGUGGAUAACAAACGGAGGAGUUGCUAAUUGGUAUUUCUUGUUGGCACGAACAGAUCCAGACCCCAAAGCCUCAGCCGGUAAAGCUUUUACUGGCUUCAUUGUAGAUGCAGAUACACCUGGAAUAAUAAAAGGCAGAAAGGAAUGGAAUAUGGGACAAAGAGCAUCAGACACCAGAGGUAUCACAUUUGAAGAUGUUGUUGUUCCUGCUGAGAAUGUUCUUGGUGCAGAAGGUAUUGGUUUCAAGAUUGCAAUGGGCGCUUUCGACAAGACACGACCUGCAGUGGCAGCAGGAGCUUGUGGAUUAGCACAAAGAGCCUUUGAUGAAGCUACAAAAUAUUCAAUGGAGAGAAAAACCAUGGGGCAACCCAUUUGUACACACCAAGCUGUUGCCUUUAUGUUGGCCGAUAUGGCAAUUGGAAUUGAAUCAGCACGAAUGAUGACGUAUAAAUCUGCUUGGGAAAUCGACAACGGUAUCCGAAAUACUUACAAUGCUUCAAUUGCCAAAUGUUUGGCAGGAGAUGUUGCAAAUAAAUGUACAACUGAUGCUGUACAGAUAUUUGGUGGAAAUGGUUUCAACAGCGAUUAUCCAGUUGAAAAACUAAUGAGAGAUGCUAAGAUUUACCAGAUUUAUGAGGGUACGGCUCAAAUUCAAAGACUAAUUAUAUCAAGAGAACAUUUAAAUCAAGCCAAGAAGAACAUGUAAUGUUUGAUAUCUUUGGAUAAACCACUUUGGUCUGAAUGAUAUUGCUGUCUUCAUUUAUAACAUGGUACAUUAACAGAAGUUGAUUGAGAUAUAGGAUUUUUUUAAAUAGAAAAUAAUCAUUAAAAAUGUUUGGGUUUUGAAAUCAUUCAUGCAAAUAAUUCUAACAGCUAAAAUUAUUUACUAUGAAAUAGAUGCAAACACCUGCAACCUAUAAUUCGUUACAAACACAUUGUAGCCAAAGGUAAUAUUAGCUGUAUUGAUUAAUUUUUAUCAUCAGAUAAAUGUAUAUUCUUGAUUUUAUUUUCAAUUUUUAUUUUUUAUGUCAAGAUAACAAUAUAUUAACUAAUUUUUAUUUCCAAAUCUUACUUUUUAUUAUAAAUUAAAUUUUACUUCCUAGUUUUAAAGUAGUCUUUUUAAAAUUUUUUUCUUUUACUUAUUCCAGCUAUUAGGAAAUGUUUAAACUUUUCUCAGUUUUAUGGCAUUAUAUUGUUGAGAGAUAUUACCUACUCUGAGUAGGAUACCAUCUUUUGCUACUUUUGGCCAUACAAGGAUAUAUAUUUGGAAGUAACAGUUAAUUUUGCCAUGAGCUGUGCUUCCUUGUGGAAUCUAUUAGCAGAUUAGAGGACUAAGAUAAUGACCUUUUGAGGACCAAAAUAUCAAGCAUUUGAGGACUGAGAUAUUGAGCAUUUACUUAAGUUUCAUUUAAAUUUAUCUUUCAUAUGCUUGGUAUACAGUAAUCAUGUGUAGGACACCCCGACUUAACAUUACAGUUACUAUUUUAAUUACCUCUACAUUAACUUUUUAACUAUUUUAACACU